AUGAAGCUGAUGUUUCUGCUGAGGAUUGAUCAUUCAGUGUUACAAAGGAGAACCUCAGAUGCCCCUUUGUCUGGCGCUUCACACGUUUUACUGAUUGAAUAUGAGAAUGCUGCCAAAGUGCUCAAGAAUGAACAUUUUGAAGCUAAACUUGGCAAGGUCGAUGCAUCAGAAGAAAAGGAUCUUAUAGAAGAAUUCAAUAUUCAAGACUACCCAACUUUGAAAUUUUUCGUGAAAGGAGACAGGAAGAACCCAUUGAACUGCACAGGAGUAAGAACGGAUGUUUCCAUUAUCACCUGGCUGAAGAGAAGGAUUGGUGAUAGUGCUGUACGACUGACCAGUAUGGCUCAGAUUGAAGCUUUUAUUGACUCUGAAGAUGUGGUGGUAGUAGGUUUCUUUAAGGAUCUAAAAGGUAAUGACACCCAAACCUUUUAUGAGACUGCACAAGAUAUUCCUCAUCUUCCAUUUGGUAUCACAAACAGUGCAAAACAUUUUGUUAAGUAUGGCAUCACCAGGGAUACCGUCAUUCUGUUCAGAAAGUUCGAAGAAAAGCGUAUUGAUUAUGAAAUCACUGAUGAAAAUAGAUUGGAGAAAAAUAUUCUUAAUAAAUUCAUCAAAGUCAAUGAGCUGCAGUUAGUCACAGAAUAUAAUCAGCAGAAUUCUAUGAAAACCUUUGAUGUUGAUGUCGACAGUCACCUUCUGCUCUUUGCAGACAAGACCUCAAAGGACUUUAAUGAGAUUCACAAAGGCUUUAAAGAUGCAGCUGUUCAGUUCAAGGGCCAGAUAAUCUUUAUUUUGGUUGACACUAAUGAAAGUAGAAAUGGCCGCAUCAGUGAAUUUUUCCAUAUUCGGGACUUGGACAUACCUGCUGUUCGAAUGAUUAACAUAACAGAGGCAGUGAGAUACAGAAUGCAAGCUGACAAGGUCACAUCCGAAGCUGUGGAAAAAUUCUGCCUAGCAUACAUUGAUGGGAAAGAAAAGCCUGAAGAGCCCAGUGAAGAAAUUCCAGAAGAUUGGAAUAAGAAUCCUGUUAAAGUACUAGUGGGAAAAAAUUUUGAAGAAGUUGUGUUUAAUGAAACAAAGGAUGUCUUUGUGCUGUUUUGUGCUCCAUGGUCUCAGAGAUGCAAGGACAUUAAUUCUAUUUGGGAACAGCUGGGGAAGAAGUACAACAAUUCUGAGAAUAUUGUUAUUGCUAAGAUAGACAUUACAGCAAAUGAUGUUAAUUUUGCUGUCAUAGUUGAGAAGUUUCCGAGUGUAAUGUAUUUUCCUGCUGAUUCAGAGAAUAAGAUUGUACACUACACUGGAGCUCAUACUCUGGAAGCCUUAUCUCAGUUUCUGGACAAACAAGAAGAAUUAAAGAAACUUCGUGAAAAUUCACAUACUACAGAUGAAGAAAUAAAAGAUGAACUUUAA
Molecule: messenger RNA, 1410 nt
Organism: Hypanus sabinus (Atlantic stingray)
Lineage: Eukaryota; Metazoa; Chordata; Chondrichthyes; Myliobatiformes; Dasyatidae
Product: protein disulfide-isomerase-like
Exons: 11
Coding region: 1-1410 (469 amino acids)
Biological process (GO): response to endoplasmic reticulum stress; protein folding
Cellular component (GO): endoplasmic reticulum
Molecular function (GO): protein disulfide isomerase activity
Source: RefSeq, a predicted model, not a curated record